Aspergillus eucalypticola CBS 122712 is the source of this 2265-nucleotide messenger RNA. Its product is annotated as UDP-Glycosyltransferase/glycogen phosphorylase. The transcript has 5 exons. The record is from RefSeq and is a predicted model, not a curated record. NCBI's taxonomy places the organism in Eukaryota, Fungi, Ascomycota, Eurotiomycetes, Eurotiales, Aspergillaceae. Gene Ontology annotation, molecular function: NAD binding; NADP binding; oxidoreductase activity, acting on the CH-OH group of donors, NAD or NADP as acceptor. The coding region runs from base 1 to 2265 and encodes 754 amino acids.
AUGUCCUACGGAUAUAGAUACGGCUCGAUAGACACCACCACCACCAUCAACAUCAGAAGCAGCACGCCCUGCAUUCUGUUCCUGACAAACAGCGAGCGCGAGCAUUCAAGCGUCAUCCUCGCCGUAGCUCACGAAUUUCUCAUUGGCAAUACGCCUUACAAGAUCCAUAUUGGAUCAUUUGGACCGCUUAAGAGACAUGUUUCAGAGUUGAACUACUAUGCUGCGGCUUCGGAGUCUCCUUUUGCUACUGAGGCAACUUUCGAGGAGAUCCCUGGAAUGUCUAUGAAACAUGUUCGCAUGAGAGAUGGACAGUUUGACGACAUCCCGCAGAUUGGUUUCUUUGCUGCGUUGAGGAACUAUCGCACGGAUUUGGCUCUGGGUUUGAUGCCUUGGACCGGUAGGGAUUAUAUUGAGAUCUUCAAUGGCGUUGUUGAUCUUGUGAAAUCCCUUGGCCCUGUUUUGAUCGUCGUUGAUCCACUUUUUGCUCCCGCUGUCGACGUCUGUCGGUACUUGCGUUGGAGACAUGUUCUGAUUUGUUCUGGGUUCAAGAUGCCAAUGUCCAUCUGGGACAAGCUUCGCAACCUCUUCCUGGGUUUCCGGUUCAAGCACGAACUUGACAAAUGCGAAAGUCUCAAGGAACUCAAUGAGGCCCGUGAGGCUCGCGGAAUUGAGGGCCCUCUUCCUUUCAUGUCCCACGAGGCAAAGAAGAGUAGCCGUGUCAUCAUUCCUUCCUGGCCGGAGACCGACUUCCCACUCAUUGUGCCUGAGCACAUGACCCUCUGUGGCCCUAUUCUUCGCCGCUAUCGCCCUAUGGUGAAGGAAGAUCCUGAACUGGAGAAUUGGCUUUCGAAGCGUCCUACUGUGCUGGUCCUUAUGGACGCCCGCUUCACCUACGAGGGCAAGCAGCAAAUUGAAAUCGCCAAGGCCCUGAGCAUGCUUCUCGAGCAAGAGCUCAACAUCCAAGUCCUCUGGAAGCUCAAGCACGUCGAUGAUCCUGCCGUGACCAGAGAGAUCGUCAAGCUUUUGGGGGUGUACAUACACGGGAAGCGUAUGCGCAUUAUGAAGCAUUUUGUGUUCGAGACCAUGUCAGUUCUUAUGAGUGGACAUGUCAAUUGUGUGGUGAACUAUGGCGGAGCCAAUGCGUUCCAUGAGGCUGUCAGGGCUGAGGUUCCGCAGAUCGUGCUCCCGGUCUGGUUUGACGCGUACGACUUUGCUGCACGGGUUGACCGCAGGUCGGCGCCGGGCGUGAGUGGGGAGGAGCUGGGCAAUGCGCUGCUGCGUGUGAUGGCCGACACUAACGAAUCCUAUGCAAUGCGCAUGCGGGCCAUGCAGGUAUCCGGGCAGCUGCCGUUCAAGGAUGGACGCGUGGUCGCAUACGAGAAACUGCUCGAGGCCAUGGCAGCCAACAUCGCCCAAAAAGGUCCCCAAACAGCCCCCAUAACCCUCUACAACCGCACAAGCAGCAAAGCGACGACCUUCGCAUCGACCCUCCCCGCCAACAAAGCCACCGUCAGCACGACCCUCUCUUCCGCCAUCUCCACCUCAACCAUAAUCUUCAUCUGCGUCGGCGACGACGCCGCCCUGGAAGCCAUUAUCUCAGGCCUCCCCACGGACUCCCUCUCCUCCAAGAUCAUCGUCGACUGCUCCACCGUGCACCCAGACACCUCGCGCAAGAUCCACAGCCAACUCGCCUCGCACGGCGCCUCCUUCAUCGCCUGUCCCGUAUUCGGCGCCCCCGCGGCCGCCAUCGCGGGCCAACUCGUCGUCGUGCCCGCCGGUGACGCCGCCGCCAUCGAGCGCAUCAAGCCCUUCCUGGAUGGAGUUACUUCCAAAGCGACGAUCUCCAUGGCCGGUGAGGAUGUGGGCCGCGCCACGACGCUGAAGAUCCUCGGAAACACGUUUAUCUUGAAUACCAUAGAGACGGUGGCGGAGGGGUUGGUUACGGCGGAGAAGACCGGGUUGGGGGCGGAUAUGUAUCAGCAGUUCAUGCAUACGUUUUUCCCCGGCCCGUUUGCGUUGUAUGCGGAUCGCAUGGUUACCGGGGAUUAUUGUCGGAGGGAGGAGCCGUUGUUUGCGGUGGACUUGGCCAGGAAGGAUUUGAGACAUGCUAGUAAUUUGGCUGGGGAGGCGGGGGUCAGGUUGAGGAGUGUGGAGGUUACGGAUCAUCAUUUGGUGAAUGUAAAGAAGGAGAAGGGGGUGAAGGGAGAUGUGGCGGCGGUUUAUGGGUCUGUGAGGAAGGAGGCGGGGUUGCCGUUUGAUAAUUAG